UUCCUUCCAACACAGAACGCGGCACCUUCGAAUGCGAGUUUUGGGUGCACGAUUUCGGCUCUGUGCUUCUUCGUCUUCUGCAUGACUCUCGUGAGCGAGAGCUGCAAGUAUGGAGAAGAUGCAGGAGGCGGUGGUUGGCAUCAUUGGCAUGGGAGACAUGGGAAAGAUGUACGCCAGGCGGAUCAGUGAUGCAGGCUGGAGCGUCCAUGCUUGCGAUGUCCCUGAGAAGUAUGAAGCUCUCAAGGCCGAAUUUGCAGAAUCCGUACGUAACAUUGUCGUGCUAUGUAGCUCCCAUCUAGAUCUAUGCUGAAAGGUAAGCAGCGAAAUGUCACAAUCUUUCCCAA
This is a messenger RNA of Neohortaea acidophila, 344 nucleotides long. RefSeq lists its product as uncharacterized. Gene Ontology annotation, biological process: L-tyrosine biosynthetic process. Gene Ontology annotation, molecular function: prephenate dehydrogenase (NAD+) activity; NAD+ binding; NADP binding. The record is from RefSeq and is a predicted model, not a curated record. The coding region runs from base 110 to 310 and encodes 66 amino acids. NCBI's taxonomy places the organism in Eukaryota, Fungi, Ascomycota, Dothideomycetes, Mycosphaerellales, Teratosphaeriaceae. The transcript has 2 exons.